AACAAAGAUCACAAAGACAUCGAUUUAAACACCAUCUCCAUUUUAUCAACGCAUCGUUUAUUGGCUUUUUGGCGUGGAAAAGUGAAAAAAUAAUUGACAAAAAGUCCACAAAAGUGCCGCACUAUGAACACACUGGGUCCUAAGAAGGACGGAAGUCCAAAUAUAGACUUUUUCCAGUCGCCGGAAACGCUGCAGGGUUUCGAAUCAAUUCGCCAGUGGCUGCAGAAGAACUGCAAGAAGUAUUUGGCCCACAGUUCGGAGCCCAUCACGAAGGAGUCAUUGGCCCAAUUGCUCAUCCACUUCCUGCAGUAUGUGGAAGCGAAGCUGGGCAAGAAUUCAGCGGAGCCGCCGGCAACCAGAAUUCCGAUGCGCUGCUUUCUGGACUUCAAGAGCGGCGGUGGUCUGUGCAUCAUCUUCUCGACCAUGUUCCGUUUCCGGGCCGAGCAACGCGGCAAGAAGUUCGACUUUUCUAUUGGCAAGAAUCCCACGCGCAAGGAUCCUAACAUUCAGCUGCUGAUUGAGAUUGAGCAGGCAUUGGUCGAGGCGGAUUUGUACCGGAUACCAUACAUCUAUAUUCGGCCGGAGAUUGAAAAGGGCUUCGAGGGAAAACUGCGCGAGAUCCUCGAUAAUCGGCGAGUGGAGAUUGUGUCGGACGAAGAGGACGCCACCCAUAUCGUCUAUCCCGUCGUGGACCCACAUCCCGACGAGUAUGCGCGGCCCAUUUUUAAGCGCGGCGGCCACGUGAUGCUGCAUUGGUACUACUUCCCGGAGUCCUACGAUUCUUGGGCUGUUAAUAACUUUGACUUGCCGGAUCACAUUCCGGAGAAUCCCGAGUCACCGGCGGAACGCUGGCGGGUGUCUGCAUCCUGGAUCGUGGACUUGGAGCAGUACAAUGAGUGGAUGGCCGAGGAGGACUACGAGGUUGACGAACAGGGCAAGAAGAAGACGCACAAACAGCGUAUGUCCAUAGAUGACAUCAUGUCCUUCGGCGACGAGAAGAAGAAGCCUGCCGCCAGCUCGGGCGGAGGCAAGCAGAAAAGACGUCGCUCACCAUCUCCCGCUACUUCGGCAUCCACCUCCAAGCCGGGCAAGCGUAAGCGUUCUCCCGCCGUGGUGCACAAAAAGUCGCGCAACGAUGAUGACGACGAGGAUCUAACCCGCGAUCUGGAUGAUCCGCCGGCCGAGCCCAAUGUUCAGGAGGUUCAUAAGGCAAACGCCGCCUUGCAGUCCACCGCCAGUCCAGCUCCGGGCGGUAAAUCUCGUGGCGACAACGACAUGAUGCCUAUUAAGGGCGGCACUAUGACCGAUUUGGAUGACGAAAUGACUGGAGGAAGCGCUGCUCAAGCCAUGUCAACCGGAGAUGGAGACAACUCGCAGACAGGCAAGACAAGUGAUAACAGCAACACGCAGGAAUUCUCCUCAUCGGCCAAAGAGGACAUGGAGGAUAAUGUAACCGAGCAGACGCACCAUAUUAUCGUUCCCUCGUACUCGGCUUGGUUUGAUUACAACUCCAUCCACGUGAUCGAGAAACGUGCCAUGCCAGAAUUCUUCAACAGCAAGAAUAAGUCGAAGACACCGGAAAUCUAUAUGGCCUACAGGAACUUUAUGAUUGACACAUACAGGCUUAAUCCGACGGAGUAUUUGACCAGCACAGCGUGUAGGCGUAAUCUUGCAGGAGAUGUGUGCGCCAUAAUGCGGGUACAUGCCUUCUUGGAGCAGUGGGGCCUCAUUAACUACCAGAUCGAUGCGGAUGUCCGCCCCACCCCAAUGGGUCCACCACCGACCUCACACUUCCACAUUCUUUCGGAUACACCAUCGGGUCUACAGUCCAUAAAUCCGCAAAAGACGCAACAACCGUCGGCAGCAAAAACACUGUUGGAUCUGGACAAAAAGCCAUUGGGCAAGGAUGGUGGCCUGGAAUUAGGCGAUAAAAGUGGUCUGACUGGCAUCAAGACAGAGACUCUUGAGAAUGGCGCUGCCGGAGGAUUAAGUUCCGGUGUGAGCCAGUUUGGACUCAAGCUGGAUCAGUACGCAAAGAAGCCGGCGGCAAUGAGAAACCGCACGGCGGCAAGCAUGGCACGGGAAUGGACCGACCAGGAGACCCUGCUAUUGCUCGAGGGCUUGGAAAUGCACAAGGACGACUGGAACAAGGUCUGCGAGCACGUUGGUUCUCGCACCCAAGACGAGUGCAUUCUGCAUUUCCUGCGGCUUCCGAUCGAGGACCCUUAUCUAGAGGAUGAUGGUGGCUUCCUUGGCCCGUUGGGUUGCCAACCCAUUCCGUUUAGCAAGAGCGGCAAUCCCAUUAUGUCAACUGUCGCAUUUCUGGCAUCUGUGGUCGAUCCUCGCGUAGCCGCUGCAGCAGCAAAGGCUGCCAUGGAGGAAUUUGCAGCCAUUAAGGAUGAGGUGCCCGCCACAAUAAUGGACAACCACAUGAAAAACGUGGAAAAAGCUUCGGCAGGUGGUAAAUUUAAUCCGAACUUUGGACUGGCCAACAGUGGAAUCGCAGGAACCGGAAACGACAAGGACGAUGAAGAGGGGAAGGAGGGUGGCGCAUCUGCAUCCGCCGGCGGCUCUGAUGAGGAAAUGAAGGACCUAAGCAAAAAAGACGACGAUGCCAAGUCCAAAGACAAUACAAAAUCGGAUAAGACUCACACGAACACAGACUCGAGUUCCACAUCAUCAUCAGCGACAGGCAACACCAACAACACUGACAAGAAACCAAAGGAGUCAUCCGGCUCCUCGCCUUCGGGCGAUAAGUCAGCCACCAAGUCAGACAAAUCAAACAAAUCCUCACCCACAGAAACCGCAGCAUCCGCAAGUGGCGGCGAAGUGGACAUCAAGACGGAGGACAGCAGUGGCGAUGGCGAGACUAAGGACGGCACUGAGGCCAAGGAGGGAUCGGGAACCGGGACAGGAUCAGGGGUGGUGGCAAAGGAAGGCACGUUUAGCGAGAAUAAUAUGCAGACUGCGGCGGCGGCAGCUCUGGCAUCCGCAGCAGUUAAAGCCAAACAUCUGGCUGCCCUGGAGGAGCGCAAGAUCAAAUCCCUGGUGGCGCUCCUCGUUGAGACUCAGAUGAAGAAACUGGAGAUCAAAUUGCGCCACUUUGAGGAACUAGAGGCCACUAUGGAGCGAGAACGCGAGGGAUUGGAGUAUCAGCGUCAGCAGCUGAUCACAGAGCGUCAGCAAUUCCACCUGGAGCAGCUAAAGGCUGCCGAGUUCCGAGCGCGCCAACAAGCACAUCAUCGCCUUCAGCAAGAGCUCCAGGGCCAGGCUGCCGCGGGAUCUAUGAUUUUGCAGCAGCAACAGCAGCUACCACAGCCCCAGCAGCAGCAGCAACAGCAAUCAUUACCGCCGCAUCCGCACCUGGCGCAGCAGCAGCAGAUGCCUCCACAUCCGCACCAGCUGCCGUCGCAGUCCCAACCGCUGGCGGGUCCCACCGCUCAGCAUCAGCCGUUGCCCCCGCACGUAGUUCCGUCGCCCAACGGUGCUCCCUUUGCAGCGCCACCGAUUGCUCUCACGGGAGGACUCCCGCCAGGGGCUCCAACGGCCAUUGUAACGAAUCCGAGCGACCAAACCGGACCAGCCGCGGCGGGAGCAGCGCAAUCUCAAGCACCUACACCAAUGGAUACCACACCGCCAAGCAGCGGUCCAGUUGCAGAUGCCAACGCACCGCUGGGAUCGGGAAUGCCACCAGGGGGCAUUCCUCCAGCGAACACCGCUCCCAUUGCCGGAGUAGCUCCCUCUUCUUAACUCUUACUCAUAGGCCAGAAAACGUUAAAGUAAAUAGCUGUAAGUCGUACGCUCUCAGUAUGUAUUAUGUAUACUCCACUUUAAGCCCAACUCUUGUGUGUAAUCUGGAGGAGAUGCACUGCAUCUUGCGCACCUCCAGUUUCGUGUAAGUUUUCGUUUCGGGUCCUGUCGCGUUAACAAGCAAUUGCACAAAUAUUUUGAACCAAGUUUCAAAGCCGAAAAUUGGCAUUCAAUAAACAUUUAUUUAAACUA
Drosophila erecta is the source of this 4002-nucleotide messenger RNA. It is a transcript of the gene mor, whose product is annotated as SWI/SNF complex subunit SMARCC2. Bases 124 to 3750 code for a protein of 1208 amino acids. Gene Ontology annotation, cellular component: SWI/SNF complex. NCBI's taxonomy places the organism in Eukaryota, Metazoa, Arthropoda, Insecta, Diptera, Drosophilidae. Gene Ontology annotation, biological process: positive regulation of DNA-templated transcription. The record is from RefSeq and is a predicted model, not a curated record. The transcript has 8 exons. Gene Ontology annotation, molecular function: DNA binding; histone binding.